Uranotaenia lowii is the source of this 1569-nucleotide messenger RNA. RefSeq names its product synaptotagmin-12. The coding region runs from base 1 to 1179 and encodes 392 amino acids. Gene Ontology annotation, molecular function: clathrin binding; calcium-dependent phospholipid binding; phosphatidylserine binding. NCBI's taxonomy places the organism in Eukaryota, Metazoa, Arthropoda, Insecta, Diptera, Culicidae. The record is from RefSeq and is a predicted model, not a curated record. Gene Ontology annotation, biological process: calcium-ion regulated exocytosis; regulation of dopamine secretion; cellular response to calcium ion. The transcript is spliced from 5 exons.
AUGUCUUAUUGCCUGGGUAGCACCACAAACGAGGGCAUCGAGCUGUUGGUCACGAUCCAGGAAGCUAAGCAGCUUGCCGGACCCCCCGGCGUCGAUAUCGAUACCUUCGUGAAAGUUUUUAUCGUACCUGACGAGAGCAAAGUGCUGCAGACCAAGGUAUUCAAGGGGUCCAACUGUCCGAGCUACCAGGAAACGUUCAGCUUUUGGAUCACGCAUCAGAACGUUCGCCGAUCGCUUUGGUUUCACGUGUAUCACACCAGUGCCACCGAGCAAACUCUGAUAGGGGAAUGCGAAAUGCAGAUCAACGAGAACGUGAACCGGCCGAUGACUACAUGGCUUAAGUUGGUCGGCCAUUCGAGCCAUAAACGGAGCCAGCUGGGCGAAUUGAUGUUUUCGCUGAGCUAUCUGCCGACGGCCGAGCGGCUCACGGUGGUGAUUGUGAAAGCGCGGAAUUUGAAUCUGAAAAGUGAAGCCGAAAGGCGGUCCAGUCGCUGUUCCUCGGGAAGGCCUUCGUUGACCCAGAGGCAGGAAGCCGUUGAUGGCGGAAGCCUAGAGAUGGGAGAUCCGGAAGAUGGUAGUGGGAUGGAAUCAGUCGUUCCGGUGGAAACGGACAGCGGAAAUGAGAGUAUUUUUGUUAAGGUUUACCUCCUCAAAGACGACAAGAAGGUCUCGAAGAAGAAAACCACCGUCAAGCGGGGCGAACGUUCGCCGAUCUACAACGAGGCGCUGAUAUUCAGCGUCCCACCGUACAUGCUGAACACGAUCCAGAUCCGCUGCUCGGUGGUCCAGAUGGUGAACCGGGGGGAUCCGACAAUCGGUAGCACGAACAACAACAGCAGCAACACCAGCAUCAACCUGAUCCAAUUUGGGAGCCCGGGUGGAGGAAGCAAUCACAGCAGCAACAGCAACAAUAACCCACUCAAUACCUUUAGCAAUGACAAUAGCGGAAAUUUCAACCAGAGCUCGACAACGGGUACAGUGACGCGGAAGUCCAGCAUCAAGCUGGUUUCGAUUGGACACGUGAUAGUGGGCAGUGGAACUACGGGGAAGGGACUGCGUCACUGGCAUCAGAUGUUGACGACCCUGAGGAAACCGGUUACGAUGUGGCAUGCGCUGAAGACCACCUCGGAGCGGAAACGGAAACGGCUCGAGGAGACGCAAUCGAGUGACAAUGGUUGAGGUCCCUUUUGGCAGGGAAAUGACGAUGAGUCAUGUUAGGUUUGAGGGAAAGUUGGGGCUCGGAAGAUCGGUUCAAUUACGGGUAAAUUCCGUAAAAAAACACGUGUUUCGAUUUUUGGAAAAAACGAAAUGAUUAAUGAAACGAACUGGUAUGUUAUGGCAGUUUAAAAUUGUCUAAAUCUGAAAUCUGAUGAUAUGCCAGUAUUAUUACGAAUUAUCGUAGGUAUAUUCCUUUUUAUCAAUUCAAACUUUUUGACAUGAUUUAUCACGUUCUCCUAUGCACUUCAACUUGUCUGAAAGUUUUUUCGACAUAGGUCAAAUCUGCUGCCGAGAGAUUAGAAAAUUUUUGAAUACGUCCGGUCGCUUUUUUUUUUCUUGGUUACUAUUGCA